This is a messenger RNA of Schizophyllum commune H4-8, 700 nucleotides long. RefSeq lists its product as uncharacterized. Bases 152 to 613 code for a protein of 153 amino acids. The transcript has 2 exons. The record is from RefSeq and is a predicted model, not a curated record. Lineage: Eukaryota; Fungi; Basidiomycota; Agaricomycetes; Agaricales; Schizophyllaceae.
CGCGUACGAAGCAAGCGAGCGAGCGCGUAAGAAGCAAGCAAGCGACACCCCGCGGUCCCCCCCGCCGAGCGCACGCCCUCCCCCGUCUUGCACCGAUAGGCCCCUCCGUGCCCCGAUAGGCUCCCCCAUUCACCAUCAGGGCUCCCCCAUCAUGCCUAGCGGGCGGCGCGCGCCCAGACCAUCAACGCCGCCGGAGUCGUGCGCCCCAUCAGCGGCGCGGCGGGCAAGCGCGCGGGACCCUGCGCGGAUGGGGGUCUGGAGCGCCUGCCGGUGCACCGCGCGACCUCCCACGCUCCCACGCGCUCGCUUGAGGGAUGACAGGCUUACAGCCGUUUUCAUUGUUCGACUCUCUUGUGAGUUGUGCGCAGUAGUACUGCUGCUUCCAGCAGAGACGAGGACGCCGUGCGACCAGGGGGGAUCCGGGGAGGUAUCUACCGUGGUCUCAAGCGCCCGUCCAGGACUCCGGGAGGUAAACAAUCACCGGCUCAGCGGAGGUGGCGGAGGGUGGGUGUAUGCAUGGGAGACGAUGAAUAGAAGCGGCGUUGCGAUUGACGCAAGACGUGACAGGGGUGGCGAAGGGCGGAGUGCAAUGUCUGCCUUCAGUACGUGUUAGCGCGGGUAGGAAUCGUGGGCGGACCUGCAUACUGUAUCGUAGAACGCGGAGUCACUGGACACGGAGACGACGGAGCUUGAGGAUGGG